CAAAUUUCAUAAAGUAAAUAAAUAAAUAAAUUGUUUUUAAGUCAGAGACAGAUCAAAGGUGCAGAGCUUCGAAAUCGAAAAUCAGAAUUCUCCGAUCAACAAUGGCCGUCGAAUUUGGUGGCGCCGGUGGCGGCGGAGUUACGCUAUCGGAGAUGUACCAGAACUCCAGGAAGCUUCUCAUCAGGACAAGAGACGGCCUCGAACGCCUCGAACGUCUUGAGUACUCUUCUUCCACUUCCACUGCCAUCGAUUCCCCUGACCUCUCUUUCUCCGUCAAGAAAGACAUCGCUCAGAUCCAGUCACUCUGCCUCGAUAUGGACCGUCUAUGGCGCUCCGUUGCUGCUAAGUCCCAGCGCGAUCUCUGGAAAAGAAAGGUUGAACAAGUAGCAGAGGAGGCUGAGUCUUUGAAGCAAAGUUUGGACAAGUAUUUUCUAAGAACUCAGAAGAGAAUAAAUGAAGCUAGAGAGAGGGCAGAGUUGAUUGGAAGAGCUAAUGGUGAGUCUUCUCAUGUUUUGAGAAUUUUUGAUGAGGAAGCACAAGCAAUGCAGUCAGUUCGAAAUUCGUCUCGGAUGCUUGAAGAAGCUAGUGCCACUGGAGAGGCCAUACUUUUCAAAUAUUCAGAGCAAAGAGAACGCUUGAAGAGGGCACAAAGGAAAGCACUUGAUGUUCUUAACACAGUGGGGCUGUCCAACACCGUGUUGAAGCUGAUUGAGAGGAGGCAUCGGGUCGACAGAUCGAUCAAGUACGCUGGCAUGUUAUUCACUGUGAUCAUUGUGUUCUUCUUUUGGAGGUGGACAAGGUGAUAUGAUAUAUUAUAGCAACUGAGCUGAGCUGAGAGAGAGAGAGAAAGGAAUGUGAAUUUUGGUGAGGUUGGUCUUAUACUUGUACAUCCUUUCUUUGUUAUUAAUAGCUACAUAUCAUAUAUAGGUGAAUUUUUCUAUAAAUGUAGAAUCAUUAUGGUCCCCAAAAUUGAUGCAAAAAUUUAGACAUUGUUGACCCUUGUUUGUCUAUUAGAAUCUUAAAUGAUAUAUACUGAUCAAUUUGUAAUGACUGAUUUUGGAUAAUGGAUAUAGAGAUACCUCAUGUUCAAAUUA
This is a messenger RNA of Cannabis sativa, 1094 nucleotides long. Its product is annotated as membrin-11. Gene Ontology annotation, biological process: vesicle fusion; vesicle-mediated transport. Gene Ontology annotation, cellular component: Golgi apparatus; ER to Golgi transport vesicle membrane; SNARE complex. Lineage: Eukaryota; Viridiplantae; Streptophyta; Magnoliopsida; Rosales; Cannabaceae. Bases 102 to 803 code for a protein of 233 amino acids. Gene Ontology annotation, molecular function: SNARE binding; SNAP receptor activity. The transcript is spliced from 4 exons. The record is from RefSeq and is a predicted model, not a curated record.